UAGUGGUAUGAAUAACGCUCGGCGUAAACAUCGAUUACAUAUACGGACGAGAGCUCGCUGAAGACUUCAAAAAACCAAGAAAAUAACUCCGUUGGCUAAAGAAACCACCACAUUAGCGCGACUUUUUAUUAUUGUGAAUGUGCUUAUUUAGGAAUAGUGAUUUGACAUGUUAAGCUGUACGAGCGGCAGCAGGACUUCAGGCUGGACUCUGGAUCAUCAUACUGCGGUGAUGUGUGCUUAUACCUGAAAUCUGGAAAGUUGAGCGCGUGUGUGAUUCACAAGCCAGAUUCAAUAACAGUUGAGAUCGGAACACUGAUACGAUCGAUUGGGAUGUCUAAGGGAAUUUUAUACUCCUGAUCUAGGAGAUCAUGGCACUGGUGAAUGAUCAGCAUUUGACACGUCUGGAUCUGAACUCCUUGAAGUGGUCCGACGAGUUUAGAUCAUUUCUGCCCAGAUAAACGCGCUUGCUGCUAUUUUACACAUUGACUUUUUGUUUUUUAUCCUAAAGUAUUUGUUGCGUAUCCCUUUUCCCUAAUUGAUUUGCUUAGACUUAUCAGAAGUGACCGUCGCUUCCUGGCAACGUGGAAAGUCGAGGGUCACCAUAUCGGACCAGUCAUUCAUAUGAAGCGGUAAGAAACAUGUGGAACUCAGGGUCAGUGCAGGGUCUACUGAAAGCCCUGAAGCACACGGCUGGUAAAGGGCAGAUCCAGCUGAGCCGUUGGCUCCACCGGACCCCGGACUCUCUGGAAUGUGACAAGAUUGACAUCUUGAUCUGCAAUGUUUUUGAUGAGCGAGCAAACGGCGGAAAGUCGGAGUCGGACACCGAGAGCCUUUCCGACACCGGUGUGUCCUUCACCCCCGAAUUCAGACACCCGUGCUGUAUUACCACCUGUUGCUGUAAAAGCGCCCUGCUGGCCUGCAUCCUGACCGCGGUUUGCUUCUCAUCGGUGGCACUGGUGCGCCAGUAUCUAAAGGACGCUUUAUUGUGGGUGGAGAGUUUGGACAGUUUUGUGGGAGCCAUGCUCUUUAUCGUGGGCUUGAUCUCGGUGUCGUUUCCCUGCGGCUGGGGAUAUAUCCUGUUAAACGUGGCCGCCGGGUAUUUGUACGGGUUUGUGCUGGGUAUGGGUCUGGUGAUGGUCGGGGUUUUGAUCGGGACUUUCAUUGCUCAUGUGGCGUGUAAGAGAUUACUGACGGAUUGGGUUUUGAAUAAGAUCGGCAGCAGUGAACAGUUGAGUGCUGUCAUUCGGGUCGUGGAGGGGGGAAGUGGACUCAAAAUUGUGGCCUUAGCGAGACUCACACCGAUUCCUUUCGGUCUACAGAAUGCAGUCUUUUCGAUCACAGAUGUGUCCUUGCCAAAUUAUUUAGUGGCCUCUUCAGUGGGACUUCUCCCAACACAACUGCUUAACUCGUAUCUGGGCACCACGCUGCGUACGAUGGAGGAUGUGAUCGCGGAGCAGAGCAUCAGUGGAUAUUUUGUAUUCAGUCUACAGAUCUUCAUCAGUAUCGGCCUGAUGUUUUACGUCGUACAUCGAGCGCAGGUGGAACUGAACGCCGCCAUCGCCGCCUGCCAGAUGGAGCUAAAGACGUCGUAUACGAACGGCAGCGAGACCAAUCACAGCGGUCCGAGCUACUGCAGCAAAAGAACCGCGGCAGGUGGGGGAAUCAAUGUAGUCUGAGGGCUAAUAUUGAGAUUUGGCUUUCGAGGAACAUGAUUGCACAGAUGCACUGCCGUGACCGGAAUGGCAACCGGAGAUCUGCCGGAGGGUGCAACGACGCCACGUCAGUCAGUUUGGGUUUUCGCUGCUAUCAUAAUCCAGCUGAUCUGGUUAUGAUUCAGGUCGAAAUGUGGAGAGGUAGUGGAUUUUUAAAGCUAAAGAGCUGUACGUCAGCCUUUGAGACGUUGCCCAAAGACUGAGACGCUUGCCUAGUUUUCUUUGAUAUAAGCUGAUGAAUUGACUGAUAUAAAUUGCUAUAAACAUUUUUGAAUUACAUUUUCUUCCUACAUUUCUUUUUUGACACUAAUAUAAAUUAUAUUAAAGUUUAUAGGAUGUCUAGAGCAUGAGCGGGUAAAUUAAAAAGUGUUUUAGAAUUGUAGUUAAGAUGUUGAGAGGGCCUAACUAAUAUAUCAGGUUGCUUUGUUUUUUUUUUUCAGUUGUAUAUAUUUUGUUUUUGGUAUAAAUGAAGAAUUGCUUUGGAUUUUUUGAUACUUUUCAGAAAUGAAGUAUUGCUUGACAGAUUGUUUCAUAUAUUGUUUUAAAAAGGGUCUGAGAAAUGUUAUCAGUAAGUAGGGGAGAGCGGGGCACAACCUAACGCUUUUUGGUUUGGUUUUGGUUCAAUCAAUUAAAUUUUUUUUUUUGAGUUUGAUUAAUUAUAUUUUUACACACAUCUCUGCUACAAAUGAACAUUUGAAGUUUGUUUCUAUUACUUACCAUUCUUGGAAAAUUACACCAACAGAAGUGCAAACGUAACAACUUACCCCAUAGAUGGGGUUAAUUGUAACAGGCAGGGGGUUAGUUGUAACACUUGCUAAAAAUUAAGUUUGCAGGCUAAUAUUUCAAUACUUUUUUGUCUUUAUACUUGAAGUGGAUAUUGUUUAUAUAUCUGUCUAUAAUAGACAGCUAUCCACACUGUAUUCAUUCAUCCAGCCCUUUUUUAAUAAUUGUUCAAUUAUAAAUGGAUACAAAUGUCUAAAUAUGUGAGAAAAAGCAGCACAAUUAUGACAAAACAUUUUUUAUAUGUGACCCAGUCUGUAAUAACCAUACUACAGUUUAUGAGCAUCAAAGUCUGAUUUUAGCCAUUCAUUUCAUUAUGAUUUCAAUCUUUGAUGUGACCUUAUUCAAUUAAUAUUAAAGAUAUGAACAAAAAUAAAUUUGACACACGAUUUUUAAUAAGACAGGCACAUUUAUUUUAUUGGCAGCCAGCAAUUAUUCAUGUGUAGUCUAAUUAAAACAACGACAAGAAUUACGCUAACGUUAGCGGUUUUCAUAUUGUAUGUGAUGAGGGGUGAGUUGUAACACAGCGUUACGAUUAACCCCGCUGGGUCAAAAUAUUUUCAAGCCCACCAAAAAAGUUGCUAAGAGCUGCAGACAUAUUUCAAAACGAUGCUAUGUUUUAGUCAACAAGACACUGAUUAAUAUGACAUAACAUUGGAUUUGGUAUCUUACAGACCCAACUUAGAAACCGAAAAAAUAAUAUGUUGACAUGCCACCAAAACACUCGUUCAUCAAUAACUCUCUUGAAAAACAUUAUACAUUUCCAAUAAUUAGCGGGAGAUCGUCUUUUGGCAGCGUGUAAAAAAAUACCGGAAAAACAAAUGUGGAACAAUGUAAACAGUCCAUGUUACAACUAACCCCGCGUUAGUUUUUGCCCCGCGCACCCCUACACCUGGAUAAAAUUGUGGCUUUAUCCAAACUGGGUUCACUUUUGCUACUCAGCAGUUUUUUAAGAGCAGAUGUGAGGGAUAUGCAAAGAUGUCUCUCCAGAAAGCUUUGAUAAUGCACAGUGAACUCACUUUGAUCCUUUUAACGUGUUUGAUAUCUCAUUCUCAUAUUGAGAGGACUAAAAUUCCUUCUGCCUUUUUAUAUGAUUUAAACAAAUGCUUUAUUAUAGGGCUGUAAGCAUGUUAUGAUAUGACUUAAAGGGCACCUAUUAUGCAAAAUUCUCUUUUACAAUGUACAAUGGACAUAUGUGUGUGUUGGCAGUGUGUAAACAAUGGCAAAAAAAUCCACCCUCUGCUUUUUUUAAUCCGUGUUUAACCAAAACCGCCCGAUUAGAUGUGCUGUUUUGAUUGUCUUGUUAAUGUGACAUCACACUGAUAAAGCCCCGCCCACAGCCACUGACUGGUUUAUUAGCACUUUAUAGCACUACUGCAAAUUUUCUCAGGCUGUAUUAACAGGAAUCAGAUUUAUUUUUAACUGAAAGCGCUCAUUGUCUAUUGAUAAGGGAGUGAGGAGCUCACCCAAUUCGAGGCAUUCGAGACUUGCUAUAAUUAUUUGUUGGUAUUUUGAGCUACAACUUUACAGACACAUUCUAGACACACCUGAGACUAAUCUUCAUUUGUAAAAAUGAGCAUAAUAUGUGCCCUUUAAUGUAUUCAUUGUUAGAAUUGCAAACAUUUACACGUGGAAAUUUGAAAUAUUUCAGAUGAAGGAUAAAUGCUGUAAGUGAGAUGUGUAUGGGUUGUUAUUAUAUAUGUGCUUAAAAUGA
Molecule: messenger RNA, 4206 nt
Organism: Paramisgurnus dabryanus
Lineage: Eukaryota; Metazoa; Chordata; Actinopteri; Cypriniformes; Cobitidae
Gene: tmem64
Product: transmembrane protein 64
Biological process (GO): positive regulation of bone resorption; regulation of cytosolic calcium ion concentration; positive regulation of osteoclast differentiation
Cellular component (GO): endoplasmic reticulum
Source: RefSeq, a predicted model, not a curated record